AUGCGUUCCUUCAGUAUCCUGGCUGCGUUGGCAGCAGUGGUGGGCAACGUGGUUGCGCCAAAUCCUGCGGUCUACAAUGCUGCUUCUUCCUCCAUGCGGAUUUUUGAGGCCCUUCGUGGGGUUCCUCAAGGAUGGACAAAAAGAGACGCACCUUCGCCUGCAUCUCGUAUUCGGUUGAGAAUUGCACUUGAAGAACCAGACCACGAGUUCUUUGAAAAGACUCUCUUUGCUGUUUCUGACCCGUACCACGAGAGCUAUGGGAAUCAUCUCAAGCGUGAAGAAGUCAAAGCUUUAAUCAAGCCUCGAGACGAAUCAACCGAAGCUGUACUUUCCUGGCUCAGAAGCUCUGGUGUCGCUGCUGCCGACAUCGAGAACAAUGGCGAAUGGAUCAACUUUGUCGCUCCGGUCUCCACGGCGGAGAAAAUGCUGGACACAACAUUCAGCUACUUCACGCAGAAUGCCGACAAGUCGCAAACUAAGAAACUCAGAACCCUGCAUUAUUCAAUUCCAUCAGAUGUGUCGAAACACGUUGCUAUGAUUCAACCAACGACUCGAUUUGGACAAAUGAUGGCUGAGCGAAGCAACGUUUUCAUUGUCACAGCAGCUGAGGAGAAACCGAAAGCGCCAGCCGAUCCCGUGCCUGGUCUGGCCGUUGAUCCUUCCUGCGAUACUCUAAUUACACCAGCGUGUCUUAGAGCUAUGUACAAUGUUGGAGAUUACCAAGCUGAUUCCCAUGCUGGCACUUUGCUUGGCGUCAACGGAUAUCUGGAAGAAUAUGCCAAAUUCGAUGAGUUUAAUGAAUUCUUAAAGACCUACGCACCUUAUGCUAAGAAGCAAACCUUCGAGUAUGUCAAAGUCAAUGGUGGUCUUGAUACCCAAAACAACGCUAGCAUUGACGAUGUGGAGGCCAAUCUGGACAUCCAAUACGCUGCAGCGCUAGGAUACAAGCAGAAAAUCAAGUUCUACAGCACUGGCGGACGAGGUCCAUUAGUCCCUGAUCUAGAUCAACCAGAUAUCAAUGAGAACUCCAACGAGCCCUACCUCGAUUUCUUGAAUUACCUUACAGCGUUGCCUGACCGGGAAUUGCCCCAAACCAUCACCACUUCUUACGGCGAAGAUGAGCAAAGUGUUCCAGAGCCUUAUACAAAGAAAGUCUGCAAGAUGUUCGGAGAAUUGGGUAUGAGAGGAGUUUCCGUAAUUUUCAGCAGCGGAGACACCGGUGUUGCUAGUGCAUGCCAAACGAACGAUGGCAAGAAUACCACAAGAUUUCUUCCUAUCUUCCCUGCCGCUUGUCCAUAUGUUACAUCUGUGGGCGCUACGUACCAUUACCCGGAGCGAGCCAUUGCAUUCAGUUCUGGGGGCUUCAGUGACCGCUUCCCUCGUCCUUCUUAUCAAGACGCAGCAGUCAAAGAAUAUCUCGGCAUCUUAGGUGAUAGGUGGAAGGGUCUAUACAACCCUGAAGGUCGUGGAUUCCCAGAUAUCGCCGCUCAAGGUUACAACUAUUCUGUUGUUGAGAAAGUGGUUGGAGCCAAUGGUAGCUACACUGGAGCGUUUGAAACAAUCCUUGUUGGCGGUACAAGUGCCUCUGCUCCGACAGUCGCAGGUAUAAUAUCUCUCCUGAACAACGCUCGCGUCAAAGCGAGGCAAAAGCCUUUGGGUUUCCUCAACCCAUGGUUGUAUUCCAAGGGUAAAGAUGGGCUUAACGAUAUCGCUCUGGGUGGUUCGAGAGGCUGUGAUGGUCGCGACGACUACAGUGGUCUGCCGACUCCGUUCGUUCCUUAUGCCUCUUGGAAUGCUACGGCUGGAUGGGAUCCUGUCACUGGAUUAGGAACACCCAACUUUGGAAAGUUGCUCGAGUUGAGCACCCCAGGAUCUAAGUUGCCUCAUAUCAAGGGAUGUGCGGAGUCGGACUUCUGCUAG
This is a messenger RNA of Glarea lozoyensis ATCC 20868, 1920 nucleotides long. RefSeq names its product Subtilisin-like protein. The record is from RefSeq and is a predicted model, not a curated record. The transcript has 3 exons. Gene Ontology annotation, biological process: proteolysis. The coding region runs from base 1 to 1920 and encodes 639 amino acids. Gene Ontology annotation, molecular function: serine-type endopeptidase activity; tripeptidyl-peptidase activity. NCBI's taxonomy places the organism in Eukaryota, Fungi, Ascomycota, Leotiomycetes, Helotiales, Helotiaceae.